AUGUCUGCAGCUACAACAGAUGUAUUUAUCCGUCCUCGAGAAGUAUGGGUUAACCAAGAAGGAUGCAAGAAUAUGCGUCUAUUCAUUGAUCCCCAUACAAAAAUAAUUGAAGAUAUUAAGCUAUUGGUAUUGGGUGAUUCUCGUAAACAUUACCAGGCUUUUUAUCUUGAACAGCCUUUAGCAGAAAAUGCUGCUAUUCCAACUGAUGUUUCCUUCGAAAAUCCCAUCCGAUUACCCCGCAUCAUUAAUCAUUCUUCUAUUCCAUCCAAUGAACAUGAUAGUGAUGCUCGUUUGAGUCUUCGAUUGGAAACAGAUGAUGAAAGAAAAACCAGGACCGUCCGCGACAACCGUCAACAACUUUCUGAACGCAACAAAUGCAUAGACAAACGGCAGACAAAUUGUACGACUAGAAGUAUCUUAAUUUAUCUUUUUAAAAUUUGCGUUUUUUACAAAAACUAAUUUGCUCAGCUUUUCUUCACUAUUAAAAAGUGAAGACAGUAUUUUCGAUAGAAAACUUUCAUCAUAGAAAAUAUCUAUAAUAAAUAAUGAAGAAAAAAAAUGUUCGAUAAGGUAGUAUUGGAAAAAUAUAGGUUUUCUUUCAACAGACAAUUGUUGAGAUGAGUAAUAAGAAAGAUUUCCAACGAGAAAUCAUUCUUCGAUUCUCCUCAACAUCUUUUUCAAAUGCAUUUUUCUAUCCAGUAAGUGUGGUACAAGUUUUGAGUAUCCUAAAUAGUCUGCAAUUCAUAGUUAUAGUAGAUUAAGUUAGUUCAAAUACAUACAAUAUUUUGUUUGACCGAGCUCUUUUUAUGAUAAGUAGAACAAAAUAAAUGACAAUUUUACUAAACUUUUGCAUUCUCUACGAUUUACACCAGUCGAAGAUUCUCUGUUGUUUCAACAAUGAAACCUUAUUAAAAGCAAAACCAUUUUCUGACAGGUCAAUUAGAGUAAGAUUUCAAAAGUGAUAUUCAUUUGGACAUGAAUAUUCUAUGCAGAUAUGGACAUUUAUUAGAUGAGACUAGUGAAAUGUGACAACUCUUCAGAACAAUAAUGAGUUGAACUUGAAUAAAUGAAAACCUACUAGAAAAAAAUUCUUCAGGAAGGAAGAAAGAUAUUUUGCAAGUGACAAUGAAUGUUUUCGAUGUUGCUGAAGUUUCUCAAAGAACAUAUUAGUUUUCGAUAAAUACAUUAAUAUGAAAAAGCAAUCCAUUCUUUCGCUACUAAAAACAAAUUUCAAUAGAAAAAAUAUUUAGCAAAAUGUGCUUCAUUAACAGAAUGACAUCUGAAUAUGUCCGAGGAAAAGUUCAUAGUAAAAGCGAAAUCCUAUUAAGCGAGAAGAAGACGUUCUUCAAUGCACAUCCGCUGUUCUGAAAUACGAGCGUUAUUUCGAUAGACAUUCCAUACAGUUAUUGAAAAUCGUAGUUUUAGUAUAACGGAAUGCGAGUAUAAGAAUUGACGUCUUAUCAGAUAUUUCUGUAUUUUAAUGGCAAUACAUACGGCAGUUGUCUGUGAAAAAACAGUAUGCCAGUCUCACAGAUUGUUGAACUACAACAGAGAAGAAUAUUUGCUAAACAAACAUAUUUUGAAAAACGAUCAAUAAUAUCUCGUUAAAUUUCUUAAGAUAGGGAAAGGUUUAAGACACGAAAAUCUAGUAGUUCUCCUCGGUUUUUGACUGAAGCCUGGAACAAGUAUCUUCUGUUCAUUUUUGACAAAUGAGAUGAGCAAAACGUGUGAAAGACAAAGGGACAUAAAAAAAAACCAUCUGAUGAUGUGUAGAAGAAAAAGAUUUUGCUCAUAUAUACAUCAUAUAUUUAUGUUUCUGUCAUGCAAUUUUCUUUUAAAAGUAUAGUUUUGUAUAUUUCAUUAUGUAUAGAUAAUCCAGAUGGGGUCAAUAGCAUUGGUAGUAGUCGGGAUUGCUUACUCUCGACUGGUACUUCUUCCGGCACCUGGACAUUUCAUAGGAUGCUGCAAGAAGUGGCAAGCUAUGUAUGGCGCCGCAUUAGUAAUGGAAAUAACACAUUGUGCAAAUCAAAGUCUGAAUAGUGGUAUAGUAUGAAUGUGCUUGUGCUUCUUGUAGUUGAUAUAUUUUUGUAAUGCUUGCACCUUAGUUGUUGGUGGCUUAUGUUGAAACAUUACUGCUUAUUUCUCGUUUUUUUCUACUUUCUUCUAGGUAUUUUUUUCAAUACAUGUGUAGUAUGUAUACAUAAUACAACAAAGUAUUAUGCUGCUGAUGUCGUACUACCUUUUUCGCUUACUCAUAUUCUUUGACUAAUGUCCGCGCCAGAAUAAAAGUGGGGUGAGUGUAAGCUCAAUAACUCGACAACCGCAAUACCUAGCUACCUGCGGUUUUCACCAAUCGAAAGAGGAGGAGCGGGCACGUCUUUUUCUUCGAUAAUGUAUAAGACGAAAUUCUU
Rotaria sp. Silwood2 is the source of this 2411-nucleotide messenger RNA. The record is from the annotation of a GenBank genome assembly. NCBI's taxonomy places the organism in Eukaryota, Metazoa, Rotifera, Eurotatoria, Philodinida, Philodinidae.